GUAUGAUAUUUGAUCGUAAAGAUAAUUGAUUCGAUGAAUAAAAAUUCUAUCGUCUAAAUUUAAUUUUCAUUAAAUAUUCGUACGUAAAUAUAAUGAAAAAGAAAAAAAUAAGAAGUUAUAAUUAUAUAGAAAAAAUUUUAACAAAUAAUAAUUAACAAUAAUAUCGUGAUAUAAUUUCAUUAUUCAAAUAACAAUACCUUUCUUAUACUUUGUCCUUUGUAAGCGUUCGUUAUUUGUUUCAUUUGUUGCUUUAUCGGUACUGUUACGUAGCGACUGUUGACUUUAUCCAGGUUGCGGAAUUAUAAAGAAUUUGUUUUGACAAACAAAUCAUGAGUUCUGUUAUGUCAGCGAACGACAGCUGAUCGAACUUGAUAAGGUAAUUUGAUAAGGGAUAUCGAGCAAUUGAAUGUUUUAAAUUCUUGUUCUUUUAAAGUGUUAAAACGCUUAUCAUUCGACUAAUAACAGAAUUUGAAUGGAUAAUUUAUUUAUAUUAUUAAAAAAUACAAAAUAAAUUGAUAAAUGAAAAAAAGAAAAUGAAUAAAAAAUAUGAAUGAAAAACCAAUGAAAAGAAAUGAAAAAAAUUUUUUCUUAAUCGAUUAAAAAUAUGAAUGAAAAAAAUGAAUGAGAAAAAUGAAACUAGAAAUGAAAAGAAUGAAAAAAAAAAUGAAAUAAGAUAAUCAAAAAUACGGAUGAAAAAAUAAAAGAAAUUAAUUAAAAACAUGAAUGCAAAAAGAAGAAGAAAAAAUGGGAAGAAAUAAUCUGCUUUGAAAGAAAUAUCAAUAAAAAAUUAAUAUUUAUACAAACAAAUUUUUCUCAAUCCAAUUUAGUUUUUUGAAACCAUUUAAAUUACGUAAACAAUUAUUCUCGUAUUAUCAUAAAUGAUGACAACAUUUAUAUGGCCUAUUUUAAUGGAAACACUCUGUACGUAUAUUAAUUCAAAUUUAAAAAUAAUUAGAAAAGUUGCAUCGUUCUUUGUACGAUUUUUGAUGGCACUAAUCCACAAUAUCUAAUCAUAAAAAAUUAAAAAAGCUUGAAAUCUUCUUCUCUAAAACAGUAACAGUUUAAAAAAGCUACAAAAAAGAAAGAAAAAAUAAAAAAAAAUUGAAGAACCCGUUAGAAGAAAAAUCAUUUUAUAUUAUUAAUUAGGAACUAUUAAUUAUUAUUAGAUAUUAUUAGGAAUUCGAUGAAAGAAGCAAAAAAUAAUAAAAAUUAAAGGAGACGAAUGAUUAAGGUAUUGAAACAAGGACUAAGCUAAUUAUUAGUUUGCAACGUAGUAUAAAAACGAUUACAAUAUGAAAAAAUUACGAACGUUUUAAACAUUUGUCAAUUGGAGUCUACCAAAACAGAAAACAGUUUAUUGCUUAAUUAAUAUUUUCCGAGGAGUGCCAUUCUUAUCCGUUCCAUCGUUCAAAUCUUUAUGGAUUUUUCACCAUUUUUUGUAUCAUCGAACAUAAGAAUUCGAUCGAACUAACGUGGAGAAUCCUAUUCUUGUUUAACAUCUAAACAUUUAAAACGAUAAGUACGCUUUAUCUUCUACAGUGAGCAUCACUUAAAAUUUUACGGUUAACAGUUCAAUCCAAUAUCUUUUUCCAUAUAUAAAUGCUAUUAAUGAUAUUAUAAAGAAAAUCAUAUUAAACGAUUUAAAUUUAGAAUUUUUCUUUAAAAAGAAAAAAAAAAAGAUCUAAUCAAAGAACACAAAGAAUUAAAUAAAUAGCUCGAUGUUACAUUGAUGACUGAUCGUAUAUCAAUUAAAAAUUGACAAAUGCGAGUUUUGCAUUUUAUCUGAGAUAUAUAUGAAUUAAUAAAAAUAAAAAGAAAAAAAAUUAGAAUCGCCAUUAAAAAUGUUUUUGUAUUGUACACAAUAAAAAAAUGUAAAGUAGUUUUGUAGACUAGCAAGAAUUAUUAAAAAACGUUGAAAAAUCACAAAGAUCUCUUUAACUGUUUUAAGAAAAAAGACGAUGAAAAGUCUUAAAAGUUUAUUUUUUAUUUAUUUCGAUUUUAUUAUUGUUUAUUUAUGAUUUUAUUAUUAAUUUUCAUUGAAAUCGUUUGAUGAUUAAUCCAUUAAUCAUCAUUUACAUAAUUCAUAAUUGUAAUUUUAUAAUUUCAUCAGAUUCCUAAAAUGCUCCUGGACAUUGCAAAAUGUGUAUUCCUGAUUCAGUUGGUGUAUGCGACGAACGGAUCGGUGAUCAUUAAUUCACCAUGCCCGAGAUUUUUUCGUUACGUUCGGAGCAAUAUUAUCGAGACAAUGGGACAAGUCAAGAUACCAUCGCCACCGAAAAAUGUUCCGUUACAUUUGAAAAUAAAAUUAACCGUGGCAGCAUUGUUACCCACUAAAUACAGUGGUCAACUGAAAUUGGCGCAAUCGCUAGAAGAAUCGGUGAGAGCGAUUCAAGAGAAUAGAUCGUUGUAUUAUUUAGUUUAUUUUCCUAUACGCCGACCAAUACCGAUAUUAACAGGCAUAUGGUUGAACAAUCAAGAAUAUUGUAGUGCUCCACCGGCAUUAGGAAUUAUUGUGACGUCAAUUUUUUUGGAACAUAUAUUGUUACCACCUAGAAUAUUAUUGAUAUCUAAAAAUGAAGGAAACAAGGAUAAUGUGGUGCCGAGUUUCGAAGAUUUUUUAUUGUCCAAUCCAUGUCGAUUUUCAUUGACUUUACCAUUGGAAAAAGAACAAUCAGCAACGGACUUGCAAUUUCCCUCCGACAAUGAUACUACUUUUGACACAUCUGAUGGAUCGAUUAAUACUUGUUGUCAACGCAUUAGUAAUGGUAAUAAUACUCCUGUUACAUCUAAGAAUGUGAAGACAUCUACGGAUCAAUGGCCUUGGAUGGCUAUUAUUCUUGUUAUGAGAAAUAAAUUAGAUUUGCAGUGUGUCGGUAGUUUGAUUACAAACAAGCAUGUCAUCACAGCGGCGCACUGCAUAAAAAUGUACAAUGUGACUGUACCGAUACAUACUAUGCUUGUUUCUUUGGGACGUUAUCAUAUAAGAGAUUGGAAUGAAAUAGAGUCAGUCAAUCGAGAAGUAGAAGAAUACAGAUUACAUCCAGAUUUUAAAGAUGAUUUUAAAAAUCCAACGGCUGAUGGAGAUCUCGCUAUUAUCAUACUAAAAAAUUCAGUUAAUUUUUCUCCAUUUAUCAGACCAGUUUGCCUUUGGUCUGGGUCCAAUGAUUUAGAAGAUGUAAUCGGUUCCACAGGAUAUGCUGUUGUUUGGGGUCAUGAGGAUUUGAUUAAUCCUUACUUGGAUAAACCUCGAUUGAUCAGAAUGACGAUAAUGUCUCAGGAAGAUUGUCUUCGGAGCAAUUCAGUCUUCGUAUCUCUCACAUCAAAUCGUACUUUUUGUGCUAGUUCUAAAGAUGGUAAUGGACCAUGUAACGGUGAUAGUGGAAGUGGAUUGCUAAUACGUAAGAAUGAUGGAUCUUAUUUCUUACGUGGAAUUGUGUCACGGUCCAUCCAAGAUGAGAUUAAGAUGUCUUGUGAUUUUACGCAAUAUGUUGUCUAUGUUGACAUAGCAAAAUAUCUAGAUUGGAUACGCUUGCAUAUCGCUGCUUAAAUUUGAUAGAAAUUAUUAUGAUAAAGAUGAACAAUGAUAAUUCAUCAGUAUUUGUAUAACUUAUGUGAUUUGUAUCAAAGAAUUAUUGAAGAAAAGUUAUUUUUUCAUUACAUGUGAUUAGUAUUGGUGUAAUAUAUUGAUUUUAGUAACGUACUUCUUUCGUUCUUAAUAAUUGUACAGUGGAAUCAUGGAUUCAUGCAAAGCUGUUAUUUUAAAAAUGACUGAAAAUUCUAUAAAAGAUAGAAUCAUCAUUAACUCAUAAAUUUAAUAGUUUAAGAAAAUUGAAAAAAAAAUCAAAUUAAUUAAUAAUAUUAGAAAAGCAUUCAACACAUAAGAAGUUACAUAAAUUAUGUCAAAAUUCAAAAAAUUCAUAAAUCAAAAAGAAUUAAAAGAUGUAAUAACUGAAAUAUAAUUAACUGAAGAUAAUGAUAUCUUUGGAAAAGAUUAUCUCAGAUAAAACUAAAUCACCACUUGUAAAUAAUUUCAUGUAUUUGGAUGCAAACAUAAAUAUUUUACAUUACAAAAGUAUAAGUAAAUGAAUAUACAAAAAGUUAAGAAUGCGAUAUAUAAUGAUAAAUAUAUUAAUAGUUUUAUAACUACAUAUUACUAGAAAAUUAUAAUAAAGUAAAAGAAAAUUUCAUUCGCUGAUCCAGUUUUGUAUCGAAUGCACAAAGAGAAUAAAAGAAAAGAAUUAAGUAUUUUUUAGAUUGGUAAAUAUUUUAUGCAUUACUUUAAAUCAUUGAGCUAAUCUCAAGUAUACGAUCAAAUUUUACCUAUAACAUAAUAUUAAAUUAUUUCCAGAUUUGUGAAAUGCUGAUGUUAUUGUGAUAACAGUAUUGUAAUUAAGAACAGUAUUAUAAUGAAACAAGAACAAAAUCGAUAGUAGU
Molecule: messenger RNA, 4434 nt
Organism: Vespula vulgaris
Lineage: Eukaryota; Metazoa; Arthropoda; Insecta; Hymenoptera; Vespidae
Product: serine protease gd-like
Exons: 2
Coding region: 2120-3547 (475 amino acids)
Biological process (GO): proteolysis
Molecular function (GO): serine-type endopeptidase activity
Source: RefSeq, a predicted model, not a curated record